AUGUAUGGAGAUUUGGGCAACAAGCUGGUCCAACAUGCCAAAAGAACCCAAAAUUUGACCCAUCUGCCUCCUUACCAGACCGAAAUUGUUCGAGCGGUGACGCGAGAAGUGAGAGACCUGGACAAAGAUGUUGCAGAACUUCUUGAGCCGUUUCAAGGCUCAUUUGAUCCAAGCGCCGACCAAGAUAUUGCUUGCACUCUGCUAGUAAACCACCUUUCGAUGCGAAGGAACAAGCGUUGCUUGCUCGCUUACCACCGGACACGGACAGAUAAGCUUGAAGAAUUGGUAUGGAAUGGAUCAGACGUGGUAGAUCUGUCUGGGCAACAAGUACGGGAUCCUGCGAGUGCUUCCGGCGCGGGUGGCAGUGAUGCAUCAAAGAGUAGUCUCAGCCCUCAAGAGGAGGAAUAUGUUAGACAGUACAGCGACCUGUUGGCAGCCUACAAGGGGCAAUGGACAGACAUCGACCUUACGGGGAGCCUAGAGCCACCACGAGACCUGUUCAUCGACGUGCGAGUACUCAAGGAUGCAGGUGAAAUCCAAACAGAGUACGGGGCUAUAACAUUGACCAAGAACAGUCAGUUUUAUGUACGCCAAGGGGACGUUGAGAGACUCAUUGCACAGGGCUAUUUGCAUAAGCUUGGAUAA
Messenger RNA from Fusarium musae, 645 nucleotides. RefSeq names its product DNA replication protein psf1 (gene PSF1). The transcript is spliced from 3 exons. The record is from RefSeq and is a predicted model, not a curated record. Gene Ontology annotation, biological process: DNA strand elongation involved in mitotic DNA replication; DNA replication. Bases 1 to 645 code for a protein of 214 amino acids. Gene Ontology annotation, cellular component: GINS complex. NCBI's taxonomy places the organism in Eukaryota, Fungi, Ascomycota, Sordariomycetes, Hypocreales, Nectriaceae.